AUGGCUUGUCCCCUUCAGUCCACUCGCGCCUGCAACAUGGCACUUCCACAUAAGGACACCACCAGCCCCAUCGUCCGUCCAGACAUCGAUUGGAUUCCCUCCUACAAAGUCUUCAAGGAACGUGUCCAACGCCUGGCAGCACUGCACCUCAACCGUCCCACCACCCUCCCCGCCGGAUGGCCCUCCAAGAUCACAUCCGAGCGUGUAUGGUCCGGAUCCGACUUCAAGUCCGAAGACGACUACGUAGUCAAGCUCAGCCAGGAAGACAUUGCUGAGAUCGAGAGCGCCUUGUCGUACUUCAAGACUCUUGACCUCGGCGGCCCGGACGACGUCUCCCAGUCCACCUUUCCCCUUCCCAACUUGGGUCCCAAGCUCUCCGAGAUCUCCGACAUCAUCCACACCGGCCGCGGCUUCGUGGUCCUCCGCGGUCUCGAGCCCGACAAGUACUCGUCCACGGACAACAUCCUCCUCUACCUCGGCGUUACAUCCUACAUUGCCGAAACGCGCGGGAUGCAGGACUUCGACGGGCGCAUGAUCCUGCACAUCCAAGCCGUCCGCAAGGAAUCCGACGUCGCGCAGCAUGGCAGCAUGCCCAACUCGCCGUACGUCAACCGCGCCCAGCCGUUCCACACGGACCUGUGCGACGUGCUAUCGCUCUACGCGCUUGGGGUGGCCGCCUAUGGGGGCGAAUCCUUCCUGUCCUCCUCCGCCAAAAUCUACAAUGAGAUUGCCCGUCUGCGGCCGGACGUGAUCCACGUGCUCGCAAAGGACGAUUGGCCAUUUGAUGAGUUCUACAAGAACCAGUAUCAUACGCGGCCGCUUCUCUAUAAUUUCUCAGACGCCGCCUCGGGGGAGAAGAACCAUGGUCCAGGCUUCCAAUUCUCCCGCCGUCCGCUCACCGGCGCGCACUUCUCGCCUCACCACCAUUUAGUCCCGGCCAUGAGCGAGGUGCAAGCCGAAGCGCUGGACAUGGUCUACUUUUUGGCCAAGGAACAUGCUUUGGAGAUAACCCUCAGAAAGGGAGAUAUGCAGAUCUUCAACAACUUUGCCAUGUUGCACGCUAGGAGCAGCUUCGUGGACGAGGGCGAGCAGAAGAGACAUAUGUUGAGGUUGUGGUUGCGGAAUAAGCAGAAGGCCUGGAAGUCGGACUCGGAAGGGCUCGAUAAGGUCGACAGGGAGGUGUAUGAGUGGGAGACGGAAGAGUGGAGGAGGGAGGUGGGAACCAAGUGGGAUAUUGAGGCGAGUCCGCCCGAGUUGAGGGUGGAUUUUAAGAGGGCUAGUUGUGCUUGA
Messenger RNA from Sordaria macrospora k-hell, 1290 nucleotides. RefSeq lists its product as uncharacterized. NCBI's taxonomy places the organism in Eukaryota, Fungi, Ascomycota, Sordariomycetes, Sordariales, Sordariaceae. The record is from RefSeq and is a predicted model, not a curated record. Gene Ontology annotation, molecular function: oxidoreductase activity.